Cladophialophora immunda is the source of this 423-nucleotide messenger RNA. RefSeq lists its product as uncharacterized. NCBI's taxonomy places the organism in Eukaryota, Fungi, Ascomycota, Eurotiomycetes, Chaetothyriales, Herpotrichiellaceae. The coding region runs from base 1 to 423 and encodes 140 amino acids. The transcript is spliced from 2 exons. The record is from RefSeq and is a predicted model, not a curated record.
AUGCCCAAAUUGCGUCGCUCCUUCAGCACGUGGCUAUUUGCCCUGCAAAGCUCAACGUCGACCUUUGAUGUCAGAGAUUGGGACGAAUUCAGGGCUUUCACCGGCCGCGCCUGUUCUGUCGAAGCUGGUAUGGUAGAGUUGGUACAGCAUCAGGACAAUCUCCCCGCGCCGCUCUUGAAAGCUUGUUGGGAUGUGCAACUUCCAUUCUCAACACUCAUGGUUCGCUAUCUCCUUUCGCCCGGGUGCGAUCCCAACGAGUCGUUCACGGAUGAGCUUUGUAGGAAUUGUACUCCAUGGGAGCACUGGCUACGUGAAAUGCAGGUCUGGGAUAUUGGUUCUGCGCUCGAGAAUGCAGAUCUCAUCGAAGAGCUUGUAGGAGCUGGCGCCAAGGGCAGCGUGAAUUCAUUGAAGGAGAAAGUAUAG